Rhincodon typus (whale shark) is the source of this 2534-nucleotide messenger RNA. RefSeq names its product rho-related BTB domain-containing protein 2. Gene Ontology annotation, biological process: small GTPase-mediated signal transduction. Lineage: Eukaryota; Metazoa; Chordata; Chondrichthyes; Orectolobiformes; Rhincodontidae. Gene Ontology annotation, molecular function: GTP binding; GTPase activity; protein binding. The transcript is spliced from 11 exons. The coding region runs from base 134 to 2266 and encodes 710 amino acids. The record is from RefSeq and is a predicted model, not a curated record.
UUAUUUUUAAUUGAUACAUUAUUCAAAUGGAUACAAUGACGAAGAUGCCUGCGAUUCACUGAAAAGAGGCGAACCGAGAAGAACCUACUUCCUCAUUGAAGAAAGAUUUUUCCAUUCAGCACGCCCAUGGUUGAUGGAUACAAACAUGGACUACGAAAGACCAAACGUAGAAACCAUCAAGUGUGUGGUCGUGGGCGACAACGCAGUAGGGAAGACCAGGCUUAUCUGUGCAAGAGCAUGUAAUGCCACUCUGACACAAUACCAACUAUUGGCCACUCAUGUACCAACAGUCUGGGCCAUUGACCAGUACCGUGUGUGCCAAGAGGUUCUGGAACGUUCACGCGAUGUGGUUGAUGACGUCAGUGUUUCAUUGCGGCUCUGGGAUACGUUUGGUGAUCAUCACAAGGACAGGCGCUUUGCCUAUGGCAGAUCUGAUGUGGUCGUGCUUUGUUUCUCCAUUGCAAACCCCAACUCUUUGCAUCACGUUAAGACCAUGUGGUACCAGGAGAUUAAACACUUCUGUCCACGUGCCCCUGUCAUUUUGGUUGGCUGCCAGUUGGACUUGCGAUACACUGACUUGGAAGCUGUUAAUCGUGCACGGAGGCCUCUUGCAAGGCCAAUACGACACAAUGAGAUUUUACCUCCAGAAAAGGGUCGUGAGGUAGCCAAAGAAUUGGGAAUCCCCUAUUAUGAAACCAGCGUGGUGGCCCAAUUUGGCAUUAAGGAUGUCUUCGAUAAUGCCAUCAGAGCCGCCUUAAUUUCCAGGCGGCAUCUCCAGUUCUGGAAGUCACAUCUGAGGAAUGUUCAAAAGCCUUUACUCCAGGCUCCAUUCCUACCUCCAAAGCCACCUCCCCCCCUCAUCACUGUCCCAGAUCCCCCCAAAACCAAUGAAGAGCAUCCCGCUCACCUGUUGGCCAAUCCUCUUUGUGCAGACGUCAUCCUGGUGCUUCAGGACAAGGUUAAAAUCUACGCUCACAAGAUUUAUUUGUCUACCUCCUCCUCUAAAUUUUAUGACUUGUUUCUAAUGGACCUCAGUGAAGAACCAGAGUCUGGUAGUGAAAGAGCAAUGAGCCACAAUGACAGGCAGGGCAGGGAAUACUUAAUGAGAGCUGCCAGUUUUGAUGUCAGUGAAAGCACAGAUGAAGUUCCAACCACCCAACCAUUAUCCAAUCUUCGAGCCUCUACCAGCGAUGGUAUCUUGAAACUCAAUGCCUAUGAUCAGAGUGCAAGAGCAAAAUCAUGGUUCAAAAGAAGAAAGAUUUUGUCAUCAUGGAGCAGAGCUUUCAUCAGCAUCCAGGAAGAGAUGGCAGAAGAUCCCAUCACGUUGAACAGUCGGCUAAUGACUGUUGUCAGAAUGGACUACUCUGUUCAUCCUGAUGCAUUCAGCGCCGUCAUGCAUUACUUGUACACUGGCCAGCUGGAUGAGAAUGAGAAGGAGCUGAUGCAGAUAGCCCACAUUGCAGAGCUGCUGGAGGUUUUCGACUUGCGUAUGAUGGUCGCCAAUAUUUUAAACAAUGAGGCCUUCAUGAACCAAGAGAUUACCAAAGCGUUCCAUGUGAGGCGGGCCAACCGUGUCAAAGAAUGCCUUGCCAAAGGGACCUUCUCAGAUGUGGUUUUUAAGCUAGAUGAUGGGACGAUCUGUGCACAUAAGCCCUUGCUGAUUUCCAGCUGCGACUGGAUGGCUGCAAUGUUCGGAGGUCCGUUUAUGGAAAGUUCGACUAAGGAGGUGUACUUUCCAAACACAUACAAGAGCUGCAUGCAAGCUGUGCUGGAAUACCUGUACACGGGACAGUUCUGUUCUAGCCCAGACCUGGAUGCCAUGGAACUCAUUGUGCUGGCAAAUCGCCUCUGUCUACCUCACCUGGUAGCAUUAACAGAGCAGUACACAGUAAUUGGCCUGAUUGAAGCAACACACCAGGGUGUAGACAUAGAUGGAGAUGUUCUCCUGUUCCUGGAAAUGGCUCAGUUCCACUGUGCCCAUCAACUCGCUGAAUGGUGCCUGCAUCACAUCUGUACAAACUACAACAACGUAUGUCGCAAGUUUCCCAGAGAAAUGAAGGCAAAGUCUCCUGAAAACCAGGACUACUUUGAAAAGCAUCGCUGGCCUCCUGUCUGGUUCCUAAAAGAGGAUGAUCACUACCAGCGAGCUAGGAAGGAACGUGAUAAAGAGGAUUACUUGUGCCAGAAACGCCAGCUCAAGCGCAAGUGGUUUUUCUGGAAUUCAAGUUCACCUUCCACAGCCUCGUCCUCCUCCACUGUUGUUUGAAACUAUGGCUUGGAUUGAUGGAUCCCUUCUUUCUUUGGAAAAAAAAACUGUCGGUUCUUCCAGCGCACGGUGGUUUGAAGGCCUUAGUUUCCAAUUGGCCAAGCCUUCAGUGGAUUUUAAUUACCAGGGGGCCAGACUGGUGCGAAGUGGCUAGACCAUGGCAGCCAAAGCACCCGCAUUAUUUAUGACCGUAAGUUCCUCAUGGAAUGCCGCAACUCUCCAGUUGCCAGGACUCCUCCACGUGAUCUUCCAAACAUUCCGGGUGUCA